CCAGAAUGUCUCACUUAUCCAACUACUGCUUGCAAAUGAAAAAAAAAUGGGAAAGUGAAAUGGUGGUUCAUGAAUGCUUCACUUCUCUUUUCUCUGAACCUUGUACUGUCUAACGGUGGUUUUUUUCUGACAGCCCUCGAUCACAGCUCACUUAGCAGCAUGAAUGUGGAAAGAGGAAAAGGUCUGCUGAGAGGCUAGAGCGAGAGAUGAAACUAGCAGCAACGUCACAGCAGUGUCGUUGAGGAGAAGAGAUGUUUCUACAGUCUCAGUGAUGACAAGGGAUCGUAUCGGUGGAACCUGUGGGGAUUAUGACUGAAUGAUAACAUUUCUCUGGAUACAAGAAAUGGAUCUGUGCCACACGACAUCAAUUCUUCUCGUCCUUGUUAUCUGCAUAAGCUCUCUGUCAGGACUGAACGUCGUCCCUCAGCCUGAUAACCUGCAGGUGAACAUUUUGGAUGGGGAGGUAUUAGUGUACUGGAAACAUCCUGUGGACGCCCCCUCAAACUCCAAGUACAACGUACAAAUGGCAAAAUACAAUGGUGAGUGGGCCGAUGUAAAAAGCUGUAUAGGGAUUACAACCUCCUACUGUGACCUGACCAGGCUUAUACUCGAGUAUAGCUGCCAAUACAAGGUCAGAGUUCAGCUGGUUGCAGGAAACAACACAUCUCUGUGGACAGCCAAGAAAGUUCGGCCAAAUGAAAGUGAAUUGCAGCCUCCCGCCUUCACAUUGAUUGCUACUUCCAGCAGCCUGUCAAUUAAUGUUUACCAAAAACCCAUCCUGAGAAAGCUCUUUCCUUAUGGGCACACCUACACCAUCUACCUGGAGGAGACAGAACAAGAUAAGACUACCACAGCAUACCUGAAAGACGACGUGGGGGAGGAACAGAGGACUAAGACUUUCAGCUCUCUGCAAUGGGGCAGAGAGUACUGUGUCAGCAUAAAGGUACAGGGCAACGGAGCUCUCUUUGCCAGCGGUGUGUCUCCUAAACAGUGUCUGCAGCUGCCGGAGAGAGAGUUCUUCUUAAUCGCUGUAUCAUCCCUAUUUGUUCUGGGCGUGCUGGCAAUCAUCGCUAUCAAUGCAACCAUCGUCCUGUGUUACCUGAGACGACCAGCGAAAACACCUGCUGCAUUGAAAUCCCCUGCAAGUUACUGGCUUCCACUCUCUGCUGAAGAGGGCCCGAUAGAGGUGGUCACAGACAAAGGAUGGUUCCUAUCCAGUAUACCAGUUACAGAGGUAGAAAACUGUGCUGAACACCCAGCGACCUAUUCAACGGAGAACAACGGAGAGGAGAGGAGGACAAGCAUGGACAGUGGGGUCAGCAUGGAGUCCAAAUCUGCUACCAAGGACAGAGGAGGUCCUUCAAUGACACAAGAUGACAGUGGCUGCGGCAGCCUGGGAGGACCAGAGGGCUCCACCGACACUCAGACAGAUUACCCCCUGCAGGAAGAGAGGACUGAUUCGGAGAAAGUUCGUAAGCGGGAGGACAGCGGAUUGGGGCUGGGCUGCCGGCUUGACUCUUCUACCAUGGAUCUGGACGGACGGGACAGCAGUCCUCUGAAGGAGUUGAUUCCUGGGGGUAACUAUCGCACCCAGAGCCCCUCUGCUGUGCCGAUCCGUGACGAUGAGGAGGCGUUUCAACAGACACCUCCAGAUACACUUUUGGCCAAAGUGGUCACAGGUUACAGGGCUGGUCCUCAGAUGUGUAUCUGUUCAGGGGCGGGUCAGUGCACUUGGUGCCAUGGACGUGGUCAUUAUGGAUCUGACGUUAUCAAACAAUACAGAUCCAUGUGUAUAGAAAAGGGACCACUGGGCUUUAAAUGUGAUUUUGUGGACUCUUACAAAGCCGGGCAUUCGUUUUCAAGUUAUUCUAAGAAAUCACAAAUGGACACCGUCAAAAUGGACGAUUUAAAAAACACUUUUAUACAACUGGAGGACACCUUCUCUCUGCUAACAACUCUGCCACCACUGCCCCUAGUGGACGGAGGACACGACUUCAAUAUGAACAAUGUAUCCCUCUCCCUAAGUGACGUACAGCUGAAAAGUGACUGAUACACUGUGGAAUGAGACAAGGCUAUUAAUAAAGUACCACUGACAUACCAUGUAUGAGUGGUAUAGUGGACCAAUACACUCCCUUUACUCCACAUGACACACGUUUCAAUCAUGAAAUGGAGGCACUAGUAAGUAUUUUGGGAGUAUGGUGUAGUAUUUUGAUGACUUCCAAUUCUGUGGAGGAAACAGAGCACUCAACACCUUGUUAGUCGUAAAGGAAGGCAACAAAAUGGUUUAACCCCACAGCUGCUCGCUGGUAGCUGUUGGUUUGAGUCCCAUGACAGAUGGAGACUGCAAUGACAAAGACUUUAUGAAAUCCUGUCCCAGUGGGUAUAUACAGCCGACCAAAAUACACCAUGACGGAAGUGAAACUGGUGUGGGAAGCAGUGCGGAAGAACGGUUCAACAGAUAUCUACUUUAUGGACAUUUUGCUCUUCCACCUCUGCCAAAAAAGAGCCCACUCUUAAAGAUUCUGGUAAUUUCUCAAUAUGUCAUUGUUUAAUGUUUUCAGACUGAAUAUGUGACUUUCAUAGUGUCGACCUGUCCUCCAGCUACUUCCCUGACCCCUGAACUAUUUAUUUAAUGUUUUUUUUAUUUUCUAAAUAUUGCUGUGAUUAAAAGAAAGUAUCUUCACUAAA
Scophthalmus maximus (turbot) is the source of this 2688-nucleotide messenger RNA. RefSeq names its product interleukin 10 receptor, alpha (gene il10ra). Gene Ontology annotation, molecular function: protein binding. Lineage: Eukaryota; Metazoa; Chordata; Actinopteri; Pleuronectiformes; Scophthalmidae. The transcript is spliced from 8 exons. The coding region runs from base 317 to 2050 and encodes 577 amino acids. The record is from RefSeq and is a predicted model, not a curated record.